This is a messenger RNA of Cladophialophora yegresii CBS 114405, 1821 nucleotides long. RefSeq lists its product as uncharacterized. The coding region runs from base 1 to 1821 and encodes 606 amino acids. The record is from RefSeq and is a predicted model, not a curated record. NCBI's taxonomy places the organism in Eukaryota, Fungi, Ascomycota, Eurotiomycetes, Chaetothyriales, Herpotrichiellaceae. Gene Ontology annotation, molecular function: DNA-binding transcription factor activity. The transcript has a single exon.
AUGCAUACUCACCCACACUACCACGACCUUGUCGGGAGCGAAGGCCCCGACUACUCCCCCGGAUAUCCCGAGCAAUCCGAGACUCUCCCUGCAUCCUGGUACAACCAUGCAGACGUGGCCUACGUUGACCCGUACCUGCACUCAUCGCCGGCUUACAACACAUACCCAAGCACCCAGUACAUGAAAGCUUUGGACGGUCGGCGUUCCUGCACCUCGUAUGAUGUUGAUGCUCACGGCUUCAACCCCCUCUUUCUGCGCAUGGACUCGGACAUUAUCCUCCCGCAACGGGGGUUGUUCGACUCUGAGCACGACCCUGAUCAAUACCGCCACCUGCGGCAUUAUUCUCCAACCGACCCUUUGGGCUUUGCGCUGUCCAGCAACACAGACUCGUCCAUCAGCGACUAUGCUCUCAGUCCGGACGUUGCCCGCAACUCACAGGAUCAUGCCUUCACUUAUACCAGCCAGGGAGUCUAUAACACGCCCAUGGCCACUCCCCAAGUCACAGCACCAGCUUGGGAUCCCACUUCGUCGUUGAUGCCCGUCCAUCUGCCCCUGCCCGUACUUUCCCAGCACACUGUGCCAAGCAUGAGGCACCUUCAAGUCACGCCAGACCCUGAACCAGAGCACGAAGAGGUGCCCACAGAUGAGAGAGAUGCUUUCCAGCCCAGGAUCAACCUUCCCGAGGAGCUUGCCAUCACAGAACAGGUGGUAAGUCCUCCUGACUCUGGGACUGAUCGUGGCGCAAGCGACGACGAGACGAUGAAAGAUGAAGAAGAAGAUUCCAUUGCUGUCGAGAGCGACAAUGAUUCCGAAUUCAACCCCAAAGCGAAGCCCUUGCGCAGCAGCAGCACUUUGAGACGCCACUCGUUGCGUGAGCCACGACGGCCGAGAGCAAUCAUCGAUCCCAAAGCGCACAUUACCAAACCCUCGCGGGCCCGAGAAGCUUUCCAUAUCGGCAAUGCCCGUGCCAAGUCCAAGAAGAAGCCCCCUGUCACCAAAAAGACCGACUCGGACUCGAAGAGCUUUCCCUGUGCCUUCCACCACUUCGGGUGCUGCGCCACAUUUGCCAAUAAAAACGAGUGGAAGCGCCAUGUGUCAUCUCAGCACCUGCAGCUCGGCUAUUACCGGUGUGACAUGGAUGCCUGCGCAGACCACCAGAAGGGGUUCAACGACUUCAACCGUAAAGAUCUCUUCACGCAGCAUUGCAGACGCAUGCACGCCCCUUGGUCCGGCAUCCGAAGGGGCGAAGAUGGCGUGUCGAAGAGAGAGAAAGAUAGCUUUGAGAGGCAGCUCGACAUCAUCCGCGCUCGUUGCUGGGUUGAUCGGCGCAAGGCACCACACAAGACCAAGUGCGGCUUCUGCGGCCAGCAGUUCGUCGACGGCAAGGGCUCCAAAGGAUGGGAUGAGAGAAUGGAACAUGUGGGACGACACUUUGAGCGGGAUGGUGCCAAGAGUGAGGAUGAAGCCAUGGAUGACGGUCUCAAACAGUGGGCUGUCAACGAGGGAUUGGUCUUCGAGGGCAAGAAGAAGGGUGAGUUCUGGCUGCUGGGGUUCGAGCCCGCUGGCACUGGUCGAGGGGUGAAAGGUCAGCGCAGGAGCAAGAGAUUCGUAAUGGAGGAAGAGGCUGGGGUGAACGAGGAAGCUUCGAAGAAGGACAACAGCGAUGCUUCGCGGGAAGACGCCGGUACAAGCGACGACGAGGAGCACGAGAGUAUCGAGGUCAAGCGGGAGGAGGUCUUGGCCAAGACCGAGGAGACUUCGGAGGAUGGGGACGCUGAGUCCGACUCUGACCUCGAUGCCGAAGCCGAGUACGAUGAGUGA